Messenger RNA from Clunio marinus, 849 nucleotides. Lineage: Eukaryota; Metazoa; Arthropoda; Insecta; Diptera; Chironomidae. The record is from the annotation of a GenBank genome assembly.
AUGUUGCCACAUUACUCAGCAUUUCCACCAAUUGAUCAUAUUCAAAACAACACUGAUUGCCAUUUCAUUCCAAAUGGAAAUCGAUUGUUUCCACCAAUUUCACCUUAUUCAUUCGGCUUAUCAAACUCAAUAUGGUCUUUACCAUUCUCAUUCAUGAAAGCAUCACAACGACCAGAGAAGCCUCCAUUUUCAUACAUUGCUCUAAUUGCAAUGGCAAUAAGCUCAAGUCCCAAUCAACGUUUGACACUUAGUGGAAUUUAUAAAUUUAUUAUGGACAACUUUCCAUAUUACCGAGAAAAUAAGCAAGGAUGGCAGAAUUCAAUUCGUCACAACUUAAGCUUAAACGAUUGCUUCAUAAAAGUUCCUCGUGAGAAAACUUCAUCAACGGGGGAUGAAGCGUCGAUGGAAAAUGGAAAGGGCAGUUAUUGGAUGCUUGAUCCAAGUGCAAGUGACAUGUUUGAUGCAGGAAAUUAUCGUCGACGUAGAACGCGAAGACAACGACAUGCGAAAAUGCUUCUUAGUGGCCAGUUUCAUCAAGGAUCAGCCUUCACAAUUUAUCCAGAAUUGAUGCAACGUGCACACAUACAGCAUGCACAGAGUUUCGGUUUAACAAGGUACGACUCACAUCCCACCGCUGUUAUGAAAGCGGAUUAUGACGACAGUGUGAACAGUGAUAACGAUGGGGUAGCGGAUGAACAUCAUGAAAGUGGCAAAGCCAGUGACGCUUUAGAUGGCGACGAUGCUACCACCACAAAGCUUCCCACCAAUUAUCUAUUUCAUUUAGAUAAGCUCUUGAAAAAUCAAUUUUUACAGCAAAUAAAUUUUCAAUCAGCUCUUAAUGAAUCCAAU